Messenger RNA from Phyllopteryx taeniolatus (common seadragon), 1358 nucleotides. It is a transcript of the gene eif1ad, whose product is annotated as eukaryotic translation initiation factor 1A domain containing. Lineage: Eukaryota; Metazoa; Chordata; Actinopteri; Syngnathiformes; Syngnathidae. The coding region runs from base 205 to 708 and encodes 167 amino acids. Gene Ontology annotation, cellular component: nucleus. Gene Ontology annotation, biological process: translational initiation. The record is from RefSeq and is a predicted model, not a curated record. The transcript is spliced from 5 exons. Gene Ontology annotation, molecular function: RNA binding; translation initiation factor activity.
CAGAAGAAGAAGGUCUCGAACGUGUUCCGGAAGUGAAGUGAAGUAAAGUGGACGCGUAACGCAUGUGGUCCAAUUGAACUGUGAAUACAACAGCCCUUUCAUUCUUUUGAGGCCACUUUUGGAUCCUGACAAGACACAGGGACACAUUUGCUACUGAGAAGACGUUCAUCAUUUCAAGCUGGCUUAGAACGCGAACAUUUCAUAAUGUCACAGGCCACUAAACGCAAGCACGUCGUCAAGGAGAUUCUUGGAGACGUUUUCGUGCCGACGGAGAAGCAGCAGAUUGUGAAGGUGACUGGUAGUCGUGGUAACAACCUCCAUGAAACUGUCACAGCUCAGGGCGAGAUGUUCCUGGUGAGCAUGCCCACAAAGUUCCGCAAGAAUAUUUGGAUCAAGAGAGGUGACUAUGUGAUCGUGGAUCCAAUUGAGGAGGGAGAGAAGGUGAAGGCAGAAAUCAGCUCCAUUCUUUACAAAGAUCACAUUGUGUACCUGCAAAAACAGAAUCUCUGGCCCCAAGGCUUUGUGAUUGAAAACAAGGCAAACCAACAGCCAGACCAGGAAAACAACACUGAGGAGAAACACCAAGAGGAGGACAGCGCUGGCGACGCCGAAGACGAGGACGAUUUGUUUGUGAACACCAACCGCUCCACCUACCAGUACAGUGAGAGUGACGAUGAAGAGGACAGCGACGCUCAGGACACAGAGUGAUAGUGGGAACACUGAGGCUGCCGACUCGUAUUGUGACAAUUCUCAGGCAUUAUAGUUCUUUUUUCCCGCUGAUCCUACAGCUUCCUCGUUCCUUCCAGGCUUCACAUCACAGCCGCAUGGACGCUUUGAUGGCUGGCCUCAUUCUUGCACGUAAUUAAUUGUUCGGUGCACGGGCACCCACAUUUGAAUCUCAAGAAACAUGUUUUUUUUUUUUUUUACAUUUCACUGAAAUUGAUGACAAACAUUUCCACACGGUUUUCCAUCCAUUUUCUGUACCGCUUCUCCUCACAAGGGUCGCCGGCGUGCUGGAGCCUAUCCCAGCUAUCUUCGGGUGAGAGGCAGGGUGCACCCUGAACUGGUCGCCAGCCAAUCGCAGGGCACAUAUAGCCAAACAACCAUUCGUUUAUUUUGUGCUUAUAAACUUUAUGUCUGGAUCCUAAAUUGUAUCACGUUUAUCAUUUUAUGAAAGAGAAUUAUGUAAGUUACAAUUUCAUAGCUUGCAGCUCCUUUAGUCCAACCCCAAUUCCAAUGAAGGUGGGACAUUGUGUUAAAUAUAAAUAUAAGUAGAACAUGAUUUGCAAAUCAUUGUAUUGUUUUUAUUUAAUUGAAUACAAUAAAAAGACAAGAUAUUUCAUGUUCAAACUGAUAAA